This is a messenger RNA of Castor canadensis (American beaver), 2228 nucleotides long. It is a transcript of the gene Rab29, whose product is annotated as RAB29, member RAS oncogene family. Gene Ontology annotation, biological process: phagosome-lysosome fusion; endosome to lysosome transport. Gene Ontology annotation, cellular component: trans-Golgi network; lysosome; Golgi apparatus. The record is from RefSeq and is a predicted model, not a curated record. Gene Ontology annotation, molecular function: GTP binding; GTPase activity. NCBI's taxonomy places the organism in Eukaryota, Metazoa, Chordata, Mammalia, Rodentia, Castoridae.
GUGACGCUUGCGAAUUAAAGCGAGAGAGGGGUCCGUGACUUCAGGGGCGGGACAGGGCGGAGGAAUUGACUCUACGCCCCACAAGUUGGCCUGUGCAAGGAAGGGAGGGCCCUUAUCGUCCGUCCCCAGCCUUGUAUUGAGCCGGGGUUCAGGCGCUGACUGGGGCGCUCGGGGGCAGUACCUGUGGGUGAGGCUCCGCAGGGGCAGGGCGGAGGAGAAGGUGUGAACCGCCGAGGGGGCUCGAAUUCCCGCCCUGCGCCCCACCCCUGCUGCGGCCGCGCGGGGAGGAAGCGCGCAUAGGAGUGCAAAGUUUCCUUUUCUGCUUUCUCGUCAGAGGAGCUUCGACGGGCAGGGGUUGGGGGUGGAAAUGCUUAACUUCACUUUGAAAAGGACCCGGAGCCAAAGGGGUUAAAAUAAGCGACUUCCCACGUCCCGAGAACGCUGACCCCGCUAGCCAUGAGCAGCCGAGAUCACCUGUUCAAAGUGCUGGUGGUGGGGGACGCGGCGGUGGGCAAGACGUCGCUGGUCCAGCGAUAUUCCCAGGACAGCUUCAGCAAACACUACAAGUCCACGGUGGGAGUGGAUUUCGCUCUGAAGGUUCUCCAGUGGUCUGACUCAGAGAUGGUGCGGCUCCAGCUGUGGGAUAUUGCAGGGCAAGAGCGCUUCACCUCUAUGACACGACUAUACUAUCGAGAUGCCUCUGCUUGUGUUAUUAUGUUUGAUGUCACCAAUGCCACUACCUUCAGCAACAGCCAGAGAUGGAAGCAGGACCUGGACAGCAAGCUCACACUGCCCAAUGGAGAGCCAGUACCCUGCCUACUCUUGGCCAACAAGUGUGAUCUGUACCCUUGGGCAGUGAACCGGGACCAGAUCGACCGGUUCAGUAAAGAGAAUGGUUUCACAGGUUGGACAGAAACAUCAGUCAAGGAGAACAAAAAUAUUAAUGAGGCCAUGAGGGUCCUCAUUGAAAAGAUGAUGAACAAUUCCAGAGAAGACAGCAUGUCUUUGUCAACUCAAGGGAACUACAUCAAUCUACAAACCAAGUCCUCCUCCAGCUGGACCUGCUGCUAGUAGCAUUUGGCUUGUAUCCCGUUCUAGUUCUAGGAGGUCUUUUUAUCUCUUCCCUUUGGCUUCCCACCUAGCAUAAAAAACUUAAGAACAUUUGAACUGUCUUGCCAACUGACUAGAAAGGACAUUGUGACUUAUGUUUAUUUCUGCAUCUCCUGGAUGUUGCUCUGACUUACUGUUGGCCUAUGUGCUCAACGGUAAGUGCCUUCUGUAGGAGAACCAUCUUCUCAUCCCUCAAUUUGUGAUCUGGAAUUUUGUGAGAAGGAUUAGAAAUCAGAUCUGUGUUUUAAAAAUUGUAAUUCUUAAAUUAAUUCAAUUGUAAUUCUCCCAGCUCUCCGGAGGCUGAGACAAGAAGAGGGCCAGUUCAAGGCCAACCUGAGUUAACACUGCAAGACUCUGUCUCAAAAACAAACAAAAGAAUGGUCAAGCUUUUCAACAUCUUAUUUUGUGUAAUGAUAAUAUUUUGUCCCAUGAAGAAACUAAUUCUCACAUUAGGAUUUUCUAGUGUUUGUUCACCAGUAGGGUAGAGGCAGGGAUUUGGAGUUAUACAUUGAUGCCUUUUCUUUUUUCUGGAGAUAGGUCUCACUUUCUAGUCCAGGCUGGCCUUGUCCUCAUUAUCCUCCUGCCUCAGCCUCCUGACUGUUGGAAUUACAGGUGUGCACCAAGACAAUCUUGAUGCAUAAUGCUGCAAGUGAUAUCAGUUGGCUGGGUGCCCUGAAAUAGGUCUGCUUCUCACAUCAGACCGAAGGGAAGAGGAAGAGGUUAACAGAAUGGAAUGCAGUUUUAUGAACACUGGGUGGGUAGUACUUCAUAGCCACAGGAAGCAAACAUUAUGCGUGGGCUUUGGCCUUCAGGUGGAAAAUGGAUAGACAGAAAAUCAUUAGGUAAUUUAAGUGCCAAAUUGGGAAGUGUUCUUAGUAUCGAAUCAUUUCUAGACAGUUUAAUUUGUUAAAUUCUUCCCAGGAUAAUGAUUUACAGCCUACCCAGGGUUAUGAAUAUUCAUAGUGAACUUAUAGGCCUGAAGUUUUUGGACAGGCCUCAAAUAAGUGUGCUAAGUCAGUGGUUCCCAAAUGUGGCCUAUCAAAACCAUCUGGAAGCCAGGCACUGAUGGCUCACGCCUAUAAUCCUAGCUACUCACAAGGCAGACAUCAGGAGAAUAG